GCUUUGUAGUGUUACGUUUAUUUUAGAUGUAAUUAUCACAAAUAUCUAAUUUUUUUAACAAUAUAAUGUGUGACAAUGGCUUCGGUGAAAGUGGCUGUAAGGGUUCGCCCGUUCAAUCAAAGGGAGAAGGAUAUGAAUGCCAAACUUAUUGUACAAAUGGAUGGCAAGAAGACAAGACUUCUCACUGUAAAAAAUAGCAAAGAGCAAAACGAUGGCAGCCGGGAGAAGUACAAGGACUUCACAUUCGACCAUUCCUAUUGGUCCUUUGAUCAUGGGGACAGCCACUACGCUUCUCAAGAACAGGUGUUCUCGGAUUUGGGUGUGGACGUGAUUGACAGCGCCUUCGAGGGCUACAAUGCGUGUGUGUUCGCGUAUGGACAGACGGGCAGCGGGAAGACCUUCACCAUGAUGGGCUCCCCGGAGUGCCAAGGUCUGAUACCACGCAUUUGCCGGCAGCUGUUCUCUCGCAUGGCUGCCGGUAAGGAAUCUGGCUCCUCUUACCGCACGGAGGUCAGCUACCUGGAGAUCUACAACGAGCGCGUUAAGGACUUGCUCAGUGGAGACUCUGGCCACUCGCUGAGGGUCAGAGAACACCCAAAACUUGGACCUUAUGUGCAGGAUUUGUCGCGCCAUUUAGUAUCUGAUUAUGAUGAUAUUCAGGAGUGCAUGCAGCGCGGCAACCAGCAGCGCACGACCGCGUCGACACAGAUGAACGACGUGUCGUCCCGCUCGCACGCGAUCUUCACGCUGACGUUUGUGCGCGCCGGCUACACGCGCCACAACAACCUGCCCAGCGAGACGCUAUCCAAAGUGCACCUCGUCGACCUCGCCGGCAGCGAACGAGCGGACGCUACGGGCGCAACUGGACAGAGGCUGGUGGAGGGCGCGCACAUCAACAAGUCGCUGGUGACGCUCGGAUCUGUCAUCUCCGCUCUCGCAGACUCCAGCCAGCAGGCAGACAAUCGGACGCCUAAGGGCAAAAAGAACGUGUUCAUCCCGUACCGGGACUCCGUGUUGACGUGGCUCCUCAAGGACUCGUUAGGUGGAAAUUCGAAGACAAUCAUGAUUGCAGCGAUAUCGCCAGCUGACUGCAACUACGGCGAGACGCUGUCCACGCUCCGGUACGCGAACCGUGCGAAGAACAUCAUCAACAAGCCCACCAUCAACGAGGACCCCAACGUCAAGCUCAUACGAGAGCUGCGCGACGAGAUCGACAAGCUGCGCGCACAGAUCGCACACAACACCAAUCCUGUGGAGGCAGAGGCAGGUGUGCUGGCUACGCUUCAGCGCAAGGAGGCACAGGAGAAGGUCCUGACAGAGAAGUGGACGGAGAAAUGGCGCGAGACGCAACAGAUCCUUCAAGAACAGAAAGCGCUCGGACUUCGGAAGAGCGGCCUUGGUGUGGUACUGGACUCCGAUAUGCCACACCUCGUGGGCAUCGACGACAACCUGUUGUCGACUGGGGUUACUCUGUAUCAUCUCAAGGAGGGCGAGACGGUGAUCGGCAGCGCGGAGCUGGUGCCGACGCCGGACAUCGUGCUGAGCGGCGCGGGCGUGCUGCCGCUGCACUGCCGCGUGGCGCUGCGCGACGGCGUGGCCACGCUGCUGCCGGCGCCCGGCGCGCACUGCUGGCUCAACACCGUGCUGCUCGACGCGCCCGCCAAGCUCAGCCAGGGCGAGUGCACCGCCACACACUACACCGCACACACCGCCGCACACACAACACAACACACAACACACACACACACACACACACACACACACACACACACACACACACACACACACACACACUUCAUAUUGUCCACAUUCACCCCUGCUGAACUAGCCGUGUUGACUUUCUGAUUGUCAACGCUAAUACUCAGCCAGGACCCACACCACAUAAUACACAUCCCAACAGAUGAGACAAAUCUCAGUUUAAACUCACUUUCACAAAUAGGAUCCAAAAUAGAUCAUAAGAGUGCCUUCUACAAGCGCUUUGGAUUUAUGCAAAGGCCAAUUAGUAGUAUUAUAGAAAAUCUUGUUAUAAAGUUUUUGUAUUUAUCCAUUAACGUAAUCUACCUUACUAGGAUUACAUAUAAAUAUAAAUACAAAAAUUUAUUGAAUUGAUCCAUACCAUCUUGUGGAAUUGUUUACCACCAACGAUUUUUCCGGACCGAUACGACUUAGAGACCUUCAAGAAAAGAGCCUACACCUUUUUAAAAGGCCGACAACGCAUUUGCAAUUUCCCUGAUGUUGCAGUUGUUCAUGGGCGGCGAUAGUCACUUACCAACAGGUGAACCGCGUGCUCGUUUGGCCCCUCUCGUAUAAAAAAAAAGCUAAGUCACCUGACUUCAUGUUGACUUCAUUCAUUCCUAUAGUUUUCUAUUAGCUUUAAACUAUUGCACUUAGUCAACUUGGCUAUAUGAGCAGUAUAUACGUUUGGACCGACUUACGCUAAAAAAAAGUCAAUCCACGAAAAGCCUCCUUGUAGAUUUUAAAGUUUGGAUCCAACACGCGUAAUACUAAUUAUGACAUUAAAUUUUACAGUUAUUAAAUACGUAUUAAUACAUUUGUUAAAUUACAGUUAUUACGUAUUUAAUAUAGUUAUUAAAUUUUACAGAAUUAAUAAAUUAAUGAUUUUAUGUGCUUUCAACAGGUUACGACAGAGAUAGACGUAUUUUGUAAAGAAAUCGUCUAGAUAGUCUAUUAAAAUAGCACGCUAAUUGUUGUUUCGACUUCCUUGUAUUUGUUUUUAUGACGUGAAAGUCCUUCCCUAAAAUGAUAAGGAACUUUUGGCUUUUUAAACUUCGUGUGUGUUGGAUCCAUAUUGCUUAAAAAACUGCAAUUUAUCUCCAUCGUUCAUAUCUUAUACAAAUUCUCUGAUCAUUAUUUCUUCAUAAACAUUUUAUUUUAUUUUGUACACCACAAAUACAUUAUAUAAAAAUAUAGCACAAACAUUACUUACAAUUUUGAUGAGCUGUUUCUAAUUUCAUUUUAUUUUGUGCUUUUCCUUAUCCAAUAUUUUUAUGUAUUAUCUCUACUGUGCCUAUGAAUGUUUUCUAUCUAUACUAAAUAAAUAAAAUUAAUUGUAAUUUUAUUUAUUUAUAACGCUUCAGGUUGCAUAUUGUUGCUGGGACGUACGAACAUGUUCCGUUACAACGACCCGGCAGAAGCGGCCAAACUCCGACAGGAAGGCAGCGCGUCUGUUAUGAACCUCUCCCGGCUGUCACUGCUCUCCUGGUCCACUACCGACCUCGCCGCCAGCACAGAGAACCUCAACACCACGCUGUCGUGAGUACUGCUGUCAACGUGACUUGUCGCACUACUCUCCUAGUCCAUCCCUCCAUUCAUCCAUUACAGCUUAUAAAAGUCAACUGCUAAAGAUAGGCCUCUCCCACAGAUUGCCUCAUAGCAGGAAUUUUGCCUUAGUUUCCUUGUUUGGCAAGCCGGUUGACAACCGCAUUUUUUAUUUUGAGUUGUUUUCAGGUAUAUGCUGCUGCUCAUCUCCUGUUUCAGUUGUCCUCUGUCGCCUGUAACGACCAACAUCCAUAGGACGACAUGGCGUAAUUAAUAUUCUUACACCGCCACUACACGGUUUCAUAGUACUAGGCUUACAUAGUACAUCAGUAGCAAUAUAAACAACAGGUUUUCGUGAGUGCUGCUGCUAACUUGUUGCACUUCUCUGCUGUCCUAGUUCAGCAGUCGUAACCGCAAGAAACUAACAACUGUAUGUAGUUCUGCUGUUCACGUCAAUUGUUACAUAACUCUGAUCCCGUCCGGAUUCACCAGCAGCGACCAUAGCAGCUUACUGUUGAAAAUAUAUAUCCAAGUGACCUUGAUCUGUAAGCAGAAGAACGAGUGACUUCGUUUUAGAGCUAAUCAAACACAAAACCGCUAUAAGUAGGAUGAAACCUAUUGCACGCCUCAUAACGCGAAGCGUUAUUAGGUAGUAUAUUGCCACACGAGCAGAUAACGGAGCAGAGAUAAGGCUUCUUAAGAUCGUGCAAAAUUGUUAACUAUUUUGGUAGGGUUGCCACAAUGAACUGAAGUUACGGUAUACAAAAUUUCAACUCAGACAUCGGGAAGUGGUUCAAAUCUUACUUGCAAUAUGUGAACUUAACACACAUACCUACUACUACCUACCCCACCCACAUACCUACAAAUGUUUAGUAAAAGCUUGUAAUAACAAUAAAAAGGUAAAAACACACCAUGUAGUACCCUCUUCUAAUU
This is a messenger RNA of Parnassius mnemosyne (clouded apollo), 4212 nucleotides long. The record is from the annotation of a GenBank genome assembly. Lineage: Eukaryota; Metazoa; Arthropoda; Insecta; Lepidoptera; Papilionidae.